This is a messenger RNA of Etheostoma spectabile (orangethroat darter), 2592 nucleotides long. It is a transcript of the gene cnih3, whose product is annotated as cornichon family AMPA receptor auxiliary protein 3. Bases 302 to 784 code for a protein of 160 amino acids. The transcript has 7 exons. The record is from RefSeq and is a predicted model, not a curated record. Gene Ontology annotation, biological process: vesicle-mediated transport. Lineage: Eukaryota; Metazoa; Chordata; Actinopteri; Perciformes; Percidae.
CUACCUUUCUGUGAUUACAUGACCAAUGCACUACGGCCGUGGACCCUGCUCGCUGAUUUGAGUCCCCUCGCCGCUGCUUUGUGGACGCAGGCGCACGGCUUAGACGCACGGCUUAUCUUCUGGAGCGGUUUGCUGCGAACAUUGUGAGGGGCGAAGUCAUGGUGCUGGUACCGCAUCGGCUUCUCAUGGCACCGUGAGAACUUUCUUCCUGACUGCCCCUUUUUUUCAUCUUGUGGUUUUAGAUGUUUGUCAGCGGGAUCGUGUUUCUUUGGGAAAUUAUCCGCCGUUUCCCCUUUCAAUUAUGUUCACUUUUGCUGCCUUCUGCUAUAUGCUGUCUCUGGUCCUCUGUGUGUCGCUGAUCUUCUUUGCAAUAUGGCACAUAACAGCUUUUGAUGAGCUCCAGGCUGACUUCAAAGUGCCGAUCGAUCAGGGCAAUCCACUCCAUGCGAGAGAGAGACUGCGGAACAUUGAGAGGAUCUGCAAUCUGCUGAGAAAGUUGGUGCUACCAGAGUACUCCAUCCAUGGACUCUUUUGCAUCAUGUUCCUGUGUGCCCAGGAGUGGCUGACUGUGGGCCUCAACAUCCCGCUGCUCUUCUACAACACUUGGAGUAGGUACUUCCAUUCCCCAACGGACACUAAGGAGCUGCUCUACGACCCAGCAUCUGUGAUGAAUGGUGAGACGCUCAAGUUCUGCCUAAAGGAGGCCUGGUGCAAGCUCUCCUUCUUCGUCCUUUCCUUCUUCUACUAUCUCUACUGUGUGUGGAACCUGGAUAUAUCCCUCUAAUAGGUCUUAUCAAUGGAAACACUUAAAGUAUGAUCUACUCAUUGGUUACCUCAUAACAACUGAUUUAUCAGCAACUGGAAAGAAAGAAAAAAAGCCUCUGGAUUCACAGACUGCCACGGUCUCAGUCUAGAAUUGAAAGACAGUAAUUGUGAAAGAAAAGAAAGGAACAUGUUUUCUUCUUUGGAGCCAAUCAAUGAACUAGAUAAGGGUUGAAGCUUCUUUUCUGCUUCCUCCCCUUAACAAGGAAGGACAUGUUUUAUGUUCACCUGUAUAUAAAAACUGAAAUUAAAAGUACUGUUUACAGUUUUACUGGUCGUAGCGAGACCCGAGUUAAUCACUGCCUGGCCAACGUUUGUACCAUAUGAACACACACAAACGCACACACACAAGCACGCACGCACACACACACACACACACACACACACACACACCCUCCUCUGGAGUGAUACCGUAAUAACUGUACAGUAGCAGCGCAGGUAGCCCAGAGGAUGAAGAGCACAGUAGCAUUUGCACAGUUUGUCUCAGGCACAGCAAUGUGAAGCACUGUCCAGCCCAGCACAGCUCACGACCCUCAGUCAUUCCCCCUGGACACCUCACCGACCACAGCUUAACUGUUGAGCCAGGAGCGAGGGCUAUAUGGAUGAGUGGACGGAAGGAUAACAUUGUACAGAAAAGGGAAUGCUCUGGAGGAAACGCCACAGCAGCCAGUUCUUAAUACUUUCCCCCGGACGGCACUUACAGUCCAUAGCCCGAGGGAUUUUCUUUUUAACAUUACUUGAAUGGCUUUUGUGACAUGUGCAUUUAGGUGUAUUCUUUAAUAAAAGGCAUUCCUAAUUGAAAUAUGAUUUACAGCUAAAGGUAAUCUAUACAGAAAAUGCCUAAUUAGUGUUGCCCUAGUGUUGUUUAAUUGUGGGAAUAUUUUCAAAAAUGUAAACUAAAAACUGACACCUGUCCAAGAUUUUAUAGUAUGAGCACACAUUCUUUCCACAAAAGUAUUUGAUCUUGCACUAUUCCGCAAUAUUUGGCUAUAUAUUUUAGAUGAUAUAUGAUAGUCUAGCCACACAGGUGAAGGUCUUCCACCAUUUAAUGAACUAUUCAGCCCUGUCUGAAGAUGGGGAGACAAUGUGAAUCUUUUCUAGCUUGAUUUACACCAUGGACUACUGUGUUGUUUUUUCAGUAUUGCAAUCGAUUUAUUUAUGUCUAUUUGUUAUGGGUCUACUGAUGGCUUGCUUCCAUGCUUUAUCUUGAACAACAUAUUACAUUCCAAGGUAACCACUCCAUGAUAAGACAGCAUAAGUAGUGAAUAAAGCAGAGGAUGGGAAAGGUGCUAAGCAUUGAUUUGUCUUUAUCUGGGAUUUAAAUAAAAGCAACAGAAGCAGAUGAUUCAAGUGAUACUGUAUGAUAUCUGUCUGAGAAUAUUCACAUACUACUGUAUAACAAUUCCCAGAAAAGAAAGUUGUUCUCUUCCAUAUACAAGUCAGAAGUCAAAGGGCAAGUUCAGCUAAAGAUUAUUGUCUCUGCAACUAGAACUCAUUUAGUGUCUUGCUUAAAGACACUUCAACAGGGCAGGAGCUUGAACCUGCAUCUUCUAUGUGUAGCACAGUUUUCUAACCACCAGGCCACUCUAGAUCUUUGCCAUCUUCUCAAAAUGAGCUCACUUUGUAAGCUGCUACUCAAAGAGCAGCUGGGAAUGCCCAAUUAUUGUUGUUUUCUCUAACUCUAAUUAAAGUAUUUUCUAUCCUUUCUGUGUAUGUGACCGACCAAGUUAAAUUUAGAUAUUGUUUAUGAAAUAAAGUCUUUUAAAAUCA